This is a messenger RNA of Drosophila navojoa, 2644 nucleotides long. RefSeq names its product signal transducing adaptor molecule (gene Stam). Gene Ontology annotation, molecular function: phosphatidylinositol binding; ubiquitin binding. Gene Ontology annotation, cellular component: ESCRT-0 complex. NCBI's taxonomy places the organism in Eukaryota, Metazoa, Arthropoda, Insecta, Diptera, Drosophilidae. The record is from RefSeq and is a predicted model, not a curated record. Gene Ontology annotation, biological process: protein transport to vacuole involved in ubiquitin-dependent protein catabolic process via the multivesicular body sorting pathway.
AAGUAAAAGAAAAACGGUGCAAGUGAUUAUUCAGCAAAUUUAUUUAAGUAUUUUGAUUUAAUUUAGGCAAAUUACAAAAGUUUCUAAUCUAACUAUAAGAAUAAAAGAGCGUUGGCAGCUGCCCAUUCGGGAAAACUACAAAAUAAUACGCGAUUCUAUGUAUGUUAUUGUGACGCACGAAAAUCGAUUGCGUACCAGGCGACAACACCACACAAAAGUGCAAGUGCAGCUACAAUAACAAUAUCACCAGCGGACAAUUGACGACGUAAUUAAACAGAAUACAACAAUCACACAAAUAAUUAACAAGCAGCUGAGUUUGGUCAACGAGAUGGGCAUAUUUGGGCAAUCGUCGUCCUUCGACGCCGAUGUGGAAAAGGCCACCAGCGAAACGAAUACGAAUGAUAAUUGGUCUUUAAUAAUGGAUGUGUGCGACAAGGUGACGACCAAUCCGCGUUUAGCCAAAGACUGCCUGAAGGCAGUGAUGCGACGCAUGGGCCAUCCUGAUCCUCAUGUCGUCAUGCAGGCCAUCACACUGCUGGAUGCGUGCGCCAACAACUGCGGCAAGCCGUUCCAUCUAGAGAUGGCAUCGCGCGACUUUGAAACUGAGUUCAGACGCCUGUUGGACAAAGCGCAGCCGAAAGUUGCCUUGAAAAUGCGUCAGGUGUUCAAGAAUUGGGUUGAAACUUACUUCAAGAAUGAUCCGGAACUAAAUCUAAUUCCCACGCUGUAUCUGAAGCUGCGCCUUGAUGGCCACGACUUUAGAAAUUUAAACGACAAGGGCAGCGACAAAUCAGCAGCAGCUAAGGCGGCAGCUGCUACGUUGGCCAAAGAUCCGAAUGUGGUCAGCAGUCAGCAGGAGGAGGAUGAUAUAGCCAAAGCUAUAGAGCUGUCGCUCAAGGAAACCAAGAGCAGUCCCAAACAGCAGCAGACAGGUGGCGCAGCAGCUGCUUCAACGACCAGCAGUGCCUAUCCCUCGCUGUAUCCCUCAUUUGGCGGCAGCACAGCGAGCACGCAAAGCAACGGAAAUGGAAAUGCCAGCAGUGGCAAUGCUUCUGCUGCUGCAUCGCGCACUGUGCGCGCCUUGUACGACUUCGAGGCAGCAGAGGAGAAUGAGCUGACCUUCUUUUCGGGCGAAAUCAUACACGUGCUGGACGACAGCGAUGCCAAUUGGUGGAAGGGCUACAAUGACCGUGGGGAGGGUUUGUUCCCUUCCAAUUUCGUCACUGCCGAUUUGUCUGUAGAUCCCGAACGCUUGGAUAUCAAUCAACAACACAAAAACAAUGCCCAGAAACAGGCAGCAGCCGAGGAGGAGGCGCUGUUGCAACAAAAGACUGAAGCGGCUGCCGCACAGCCCGUUGAAAUCGAUGAGGCCAAAAUAGACCGCUUGCUGCACUUGUUGCACGAGGCCAAUCCCGAGGAUCCCUCGCAAGACAGCGACGAAAUGCUGCGCUUGGAGCAGCAGGUACACCAAAUGGGCCCCCUGAUCGAUGCCGAGCUGGAACGGGUCGAUCGCAAGCAUGCCCAGCUGACACAGCUGUCCAGUGAUCUGGUGGAUGCCAUCAAUCUAUACCAUUCGCUCAUGCGUGAUGAUCGUGCAGCUGCAGCUCAGUUUGGUGGAGCUGGCUUCAUGCCCGCCGGCUUCCCAGGCGCAGCACUGUAUGGCGCACCUGGCUAUCCCAGCGCAGCAGGCUUUCCGCCAGGUCAAAGCUAUCCGGGCAUGCACUCUCUGCCGUAUGCGCCGCCACCGGGCAGCAAUGCAGCAACAGCCACAGCCACAACGGCCGCGCCAGUUGCAGCUUAUCCUGGCCAAGUACCCAUGCCAUACCAAAACGGACAUGCCCCGCAAAUGAACAUGCUGCCGCCUCAUUUAUCCCAGUCUCCAGCGGUUCCACCACAGUCACAUCCCACCCACCCUCAGCCUGUCUACAAUGCCCAGCCUACGCCAGUCACUACUCAGCAGCAGCAACCCCAGUCGAUUACAAAUUAUCCCAUGCCAUUGCCCGUUGAGCAGCAGCAGCCGCAACAGCAACAGAUGCCGCCUUCCACGCUGCCACCGCAAUUCGCCGGCGCACCACCAACAGCUACACAAAUUCAACAGCAACAGCCACCGCCGCAUGGUUAUAUGUCGCCCCAGCACCAACAGCAGCAGCAGCAGCAGCAACAGGCUUUACCGCCGCAGACAUAUUCAGCUCAGCCGCCGCAGUUUUAUGCACCAAACGGAGCUCCACCAGUUACACAGAGCUACAUGGCGCCACCGCAGCAGCAACAGCAACAACCACAACAGCAACAACCACAACAGCAACCACCACAACCCCAACCCCAGCAGCAACAGCAACAACCACACAAUCACAACGAUAAUUUUAGUCAGCUACAUCAGCAGAUGGCAGCCAUGUCGAUGGCGCAUCUUGGUGGCAUGCCGCCAGCCGCAUCGGGUGCGGCGCCCGCAUAUCAUAUGCAAAACGAUGCCGUCAAGAACAACAUUCCUAUCUAUCAGCAGCAGCGGUAAAACCGUUCAAUCUGCUCGCCAGCAGCAGCAGCAAUCGACUUUGCUUUAGCAAUUGCCAACAAGUCUUUUUUCAAAAUUUCGUUUUAAUAUAUAAAGGCCCAUUGAAAAUUAGUUUCCACUGGAAUUUAAUUUUAUUUU